Messenger RNA from Canariomyces notabilis, 1308 nucleotides. RefSeq names its product proteasome component C5. The record is from RefSeq and is a predicted model, not a curated record. NCBI's taxonomy places the organism in Eukaryota, Fungi, Ascomycota, Sordariomycetes, Sordariales, Chaetomiaceae. The transcript is spliced from 2 exons. Bases 122 to 919 code for a protein of 265 amino acids. Gene Ontology annotation, cellular component: proteasome core complex.
GACCUAAGUUCAUACAACGCUCAUUGAUUUGGAUCACCUGCAUCUCUUCUGCAACUAAACUUGAAUCUUCUCCGGUGCAAGUCAUCCGUUGAACAGCUUUCGGCGGGCGAGAUCGACAAAUAUGGCUGCAAUGUUUAGCCAGAACCCGCUCAUGAAUGGGCCCAACUACUCUUUCAACGACAGCCCCAGAACCAGCGCCCCCGAAGGUGCUCGAGAACAUCGCUUCGACCCCUACACGGACAAUGGCGGCUCGACCCUCGCAAUUGCCGGCGCCGAUUUCACCAUCAUGGCCGGCGACACCCGUCUAACUUCGGGCUACAGCAUCAACUCUCGGCACCACCCGAAAUUGUUUAAGAUUGGCGGCACAACGGCGGAUCAGAAGGAUGCCACGAUCGUCCUUUCGGUAGUGGGCUUUGCGGCCGAUGGAGAGGCUCUCAAAGAACGGCUUGACGCCAUCUGCAAGAUGUACCGCUACCGCCACGGCAAGCCCAUGAGCGUCAAGGCAUGCGCGCAAAGACUCUCGACCAUUCUAUACCAGAAGCGCUUCUUCCCAUACUAUGCCUACGCGAUCCUGGGCGGACUUGACGAGGAAGGCAAGGGCGCCGUCUAUUCCUACGAUCCCGUCGGGAGCUACGAGCGAGAGCAGUGCCGGGCUGGUGGUGCGGCUGCUAGCUUGAUCAUGCCCUUCCUGGACAACCAGGUCAACUUCAAGAACCAGUACAUCCCAAACAGCGGCGAGGGUCACGCUCUCCAGGAGCGCGAACGGCGGCCGUUGUCACGGAAUGAGGUUGAAGUUCUGGUCAAAGACGCCUUUGACGGAGCGGUGGAGCGGCAUAUUGAGGUCGGCGACGGUUUGCAGAUGAUGGUCAUCACGAAGGACGGUAUCGAGGAGAUCUUGAUGCCGCUCAAGAGGGACUAGAUGGCGUACACACACAAGCAGCCCCAGUCUAUUUGUACAAAACGCUUUGCCUGUUAGACUUGGAUCAUGGUGACAUGAAGGGGAGGGAGGGAGAUCAAUUAGCCGUGAGUUGCUGUUCAAGCUGCCAAUGGCCCAGGCACCCGAAGAUGCCGUGCUCUCAAGAAGAACAUCGAAAUAGCCCAAGAUUCAUAGUGGAUAUGAGCACCGGGGUGUCUAUAUGUCAUGCAACGUCCAUUUACGACUCUUCCGGUCUCCAAGCUGUGCAUUUGACCCAGAACAGAACGCAACGUCGGAUAUGCUUCCCUGCAGAUAUGCGUAUGUGAGGGUGCGGACUGAAGCCCCUUGGAGCUCUGUAAACCAAGUUCAAGAGUCUAAGUAAGGUGGGCAAC